Messenger RNA from Pocillopora damicornis (cauliflower coral), 877 nucleotides. Its product is annotated as V-type proton ATPase 116 kDa subunit a 1. The record is from RefSeq and is a predicted model, not a curated record. Gene Ontology annotation, cellular component: vacuolar proton-transporting V-type ATPase complex; vacuolar proton-transporting V-type ATPase, V0 domain; plasma membrane. Lineage: Eukaryota; Metazoa; Cnidaria; Anthozoa; Scleractinia; Pocilloporidae. Gene Ontology annotation, molecular function: proton-transporting ATPase activity, rotational mechanism; ATPase binding. Gene Ontology annotation, biological process: vacuolar acidification; proton transmembrane transport.
AGGCGGUGAGAUCACCGUUGUAACUUGUGUACUUUUCAGGUUCAUUUUGUCUAGCUGAACCCAAAAUAUACGUAUUCUGCACUGCCAAGAUGUCUUCCCUCUUCAGAUCGGAGGAAAUGACACUGGCCCAACUUUUUCUACAGGCUGAAGCGGCUUAUUCUUGUGUCAGCGAACUUGGAGAGCUGGGCCUUGUGCAGUUCCGAGAUUUAAAUCCAGAUGUGAAUGCCUUUCAACGUAAAUUCGUCAAUGAAGUCAGACGCUGCGAGGAGAUGGAAAGGAAACUUCGAUUUCUGAAGAAGGAAAUUGAGAAAGCUGAUAUCCAAGUUUCGGACACAGGAGAAAAUCCAGAAGCUCCCCAACCUCGAGAAAUGAUUGAUCUUGAGGCCCAGUUUGAGCAGCUGGAAAAUGAAAUGAAAGAUAGCAAUGCGAAUUAUGAAGCACUCAUGAAGAGCUUUCUGGAGUUGACAGAACUCAAGCACAUCCUUCGCAAGACGCAGACCUUUUUUGAAGAGGCCGAACUCCAUGUGCAUAAUCAACAACAGAUCCAUGAACCGCAGGGUACUGAUGACAUGCAAGCUCUCCUGGGCGAGGAGCCAAGAGGAGGUAGUGCCACAGCAACAGCAACCCAGUUGGGUUUUGUGACUGGUGUUAUAGCAAGAGAGCGAGUACCUUCCUUUGAGCGUCUUCUGUGGCGUGCCUGUCGUGGAAACGUUUUCUUCAAACAGGCAGAAAUAGAGACUCCUCUGGAAGAUCCAAGCACUGGAGACCAAGUCAACAAAUGUGUCUUUAUUAUAUUCUUUCAAGGAGAUCAGCUCAAAAGCAGGGUGAAGAAGAUUUGUGAGGGGUGAGAAAGUCUUUUAUUAUUUGCUUAUACUGU